UUUUUUCUACUUCAGACUGCCUUCCUACCCUCUUCUCAGAACAGAAUCAAAGAGAAGCUGUCCUAGAGAAGCUUCUCUCUCUCUCUUUUUCCAAGAGAGUAGGAAGGAAUGGCCUCUUCCUCUAUCCACAUUUCUAUCUCCAAUACCAACCUUUCAAAAAUUACCAGACCUGAUCUUUCUGCGAUCAGGAUGACCGCCACAUCCACCAAAGUAAUUUUGCCCUCCCAAUCCAUCUCCAGAUCAAGCAACCUGCGACUUCCUUCCAGUUCUUCUCCCCUGCGCUGCACCUCAAUCCUUGAUCAUGUCCGCAUGGCUCCCGAACCACCAAACAAGCCUCGAGAAGAUCCAUUAAGGAUCGCCAUCAUUGGAUUCGGAAACUUUGGGCAGUUCAUAGCUAGAGGGCUCGCGAGGCAGGGCCACAACGUGCUUGCGACGUCGAGAACGGACUACUCACAGUAUUGCAAUCGACAUGGGAUCCAAUUCUUUCGGAGCCUGGACGCAAUGUGUGAGGAGCAACCGGACAUUGUGCUCGUCUGUACUUCCAUCCUGUCGACGGAGGGUGUCAUUCGUAGGAUCCCACUGCACAAGCUCAAGCCUGACACCAUCUUCGCCGACGUUCUAUCCGUCAAGCAGUACCCCAGAAAUCUAUUCGUCGAGGUUCUUCCGCCGGAAUUUGGGAUAGUGUGCACGCACCCAAUGUUUGGGCCCGAGAGUGGGAGGCAUGGCUGGGUGGGGCUGCCCUUCGUCUAUGACCAAGUCCGGGUCCGUCCUCACAGCUUGCAAGCUCGGAAUUGUGCCCGUUUCUUGAACAUCUUUGAGAAAGAGGGUUGUAGGAUGGUGCAUAUGUCAUGUGAAGAACAUGAUCGCUAUGCUGCCGGCAGUCAGUUCAUUACCCACACAAUUGGAAGGAUCCUAUCACAUCUGAAUCUGGAGUCAACACCCAUUAACACAAAGGGAUAUGAGACCCUCCUGAACCUGACAGAGAAUACAGUCAGUGACAGUACGGAUCUCUAUUUUGGGCUCUUCAUGUACAAUGUGAACGCCACAGAGCAGAUUGCUAACCUUGAUAGAGCAUUUGAGACCGUGAAGCAGAAGCUCUUUGGAAAGCUCCAUGACAUUCUAAGAGAACAAAUUGUGGAGAGGAUACCAAUGCCGGGGACACCCACAGCUACAAGGGUGAUGGAUCCCCACUUCCUACGUGAUGCUAACCGAAUGGAAGGCCUAACCUCCUUAAUUGUACCCCGACGCUCCGAACAUGUGAAAUGAAUGGAAGACAUCUCGCAACAACCCUCACCCUCAAGGUCCCCAAGUCUCAGAUAGAGAGAGAGAGAGAGAGAGAGAGAGAGAUUAAAAUAUAAACAUGUCAAAUUUUGUUUUUUUGUUUUUGAUUUUUGGUUGGCGAAUUGAGCCAAUUCUCGCAAGCAGUGUUGCUGUACCAGAUUCUUGGAGCCUUCUUAAACCGGAAAAUCUGCUCAUUUAUUUCCUUCA
Molecule: messenger RNA, 1488 nt
Organism: Phoenix dactylifera (date palm)
Lineage: Eukaryota; Viridiplantae; Streptophyta; Magnoliopsida; Arecales; Arecaceae
Product: arogenate dehydrogenase 2, chloroplastic-like
Biological process (GO): L-tyrosine biosynthetic process
Molecular function (GO): NAD+ binding; prephenate dehydrogenase (NADP+) activity; prephenate dehydrogenase (NAD+) activity
Source: RefSeq, a predicted model, not a curated record